Messenger RNA from Xenia sp. Carnegie-2017, 961 nucleotides. Its product is annotated as putative defense protein 3. The record is from RefSeq and is a predicted model, not a curated record. Lineage: Eukaryota; Metazoa; Cnidaria; Anthozoa; Malacalcyonacea; Xeniidae. Gene Ontology annotation, molecular function: oxidoreductase activity, acting on metal ions. The coding region runs from base 71 to 640 and encodes 189 amino acids. The transcript is spliced from 3 exons.
GUUAAAUAACAAAUGACAGGCAGAAUUCUUCAUCGACACUUCGUUCGCCGACUCCGAGUGCAAGCAAGAAAUGGCUGCUUCAUUGAUCGUUCUGCUAUAUUUAACUCUAUUUCACGCAGCUAGAUGUUUCCCUAGCGGUGCACCUAGCUCACAAUGCGAGAGUAUGAUGCCGAAUCACGGUCUGCAGUCUCAAGCGGCUGCCAACAGUCCAUAUCAAGUUAGAGUUCAUAAAACCUAUUACACUAAUGACUCAAAAAUAAAUGUAUCCAUCGAAAGCUCGAGUGACUAUAUCAAAGGCUUUCUUAUUCAAGCAAGGCAAGUCGGUCAAACAACUGCAAUCGGGAUGUUUUCAGCACUACCAGGAAAUACAACGUUUUUGAGUUGUGACAACAGCAAGGGUGCUGUCACUCACUCCGCUCGCCUUAAUGUAACGACGUUGACAUUUGAAUGGGAGGCACCAAAAGGUUUAUCAGGUAAAAUAUCUUUCUACGCCACCGUCGUGAAGGAUUUUUCCACAUUCUGGGUGCAACUUCAGUCGCCUGUAAUCACUAACAAGAACGGUAACGGAGCUGGCUCUAAUGUUGUUAGUAUGCCAUUUAUGUUCUUUAUGGGACUGGCUGUUGUCUUGUUUCAAAUGUGAUUGGAAACUUCUCGAUGGUGUUCUAUCAAACAUUGAAAGUUUUAUACUCCAUUGUGUUUAUUCCUUGUAUCCUAUGCCAAAUAAAAAACAUUGCCCCAUGACAUGCAUGUUUUAUCCUUACGUUUUAAACAAUAAUCCCUUGAAGCACAAAUGUUUAUGUUGUCAAAUAUUUAAUCAUAUUGUAGUACUUCAUGUUUAUGUAUCAAUAAAAUGCUUAUAAAAUAAGAGAAUUUUUUCGUGCCUGUUAGUGUCACUUUUUCUAUGAAAAAGCGUCAUGUAAUAAUAAUUUACGUGUAUAAAAUACAAAAUUAACAUCUUCAA